AUGGGGCGCGGGAGCAGCGACCGAAGCCGGACGCAGGCGGGGAGGACGACGGGAGAAGCGGAAGAAGGGAGAAAGCAGAGGCCGCCGGGGGGGCCGAGCGGACGACGGAGCCAGCAGCGGGCGCCCAGGCGGAGACGCCGAGGACGGACCGCGGGCCGCCAGCGGAGCCGGAGGGGACCCGAAGCGGGCCGCACGGGGGGGCGGACGCACGAGGCACGCAGGCGCCACGCCGACGGGCGCCACGGCGGCGCACAGAGAGGACGCAGUGUGGAGGAGACGAGGAAGCAAGCGAGAAUGGGAGAGGGUGAAGGAGGCGAAAGCCGCCACGGCGCCGGAUGGGACCCGAAGAUGGAAAGCAGGGGGGGGAAGAGGAGUCAGCCGAGGCCGCCGGACGACGACGAGGCGCCGGGCGGAGACCGCCGAGGACGCGGGGGGGAGGGAAGAAGAGGCAGCGGAGGCGCCAGCCCGGAGGACGGAGGGGGCGGCCGCCCGCGGCCGCAGCGGCUGCCGGAGCCCGCCGGUGGGCGACGGCGGCGAAGCCGAGGAAGACGGCGAGGAGCACGCAGCGGGGGCGGGGCGGAGAUGAGGCAAGCACGGGGGCCGCGGACGGCGAAGGCCGAGGCAUUUACGGGAGGAGCACAGGAGAGGAAGAAGGAGGCGCCCGGAGCGGAAGCCGGGGCUGACGCCGGCGGAAGGCGCCUCGGCCGCCGCGGCCUCCCGCCCACAGCUCUCUCGGACUCACAGAUCACCACCGACGGUCACUUUGCAGGGGGGAGGGAGAGAAUAUGA
Molecule: messenger RNA, 789 nt
Organism: Penaeus chinensis
Lineage: Eukaryota; Metazoa; Arthropoda; Malacostraca; Decapoda; Penaeidae
Product: octapeptide-repeat protein T2-like
Exons: 2
Coding region: 1-789 (262 amino acids)
Source: RefSeq, a predicted model, not a curated record